UUAAGGCUUUGUGGGCGACUGCAUUUCCGCCGCACGUGGCUAGGUGUCUUGGGUGGGCUGCCAGGAGGAGGUUUGGACAAGCUCGACCUCCCGCUCGCCUCGCAAGGCCUUUGGAGUGGGUGGAGGCGGGAGGUGUUGUGCGGCAGGGGCUUGUGUGAAGGAGUCAAGGUACCAUGACACAUGGGACUGGCUGUGCACAGGUCGGCUCAGCUUCAGGGUGACCGUCUGGCCUCUGAUUUGAGACUGACGCGCUACCUACUGCGCCAACGAGGCACCUUGGCCUCUGAUUUGAGUCAGUGUUGUUUGACGGGCUGUUGUGCAAAGACUAAUUUGACCCGGCCUUGGACCCUCUGGCCCUUUCAUUGGAAAUAAGCGUGCCCCGCCUAUCUGCUAGCCUGGUUUCAAAGAACAAAUGAGAAAGUCUUUUGGAAGCUAUAAAGUGCAUUGUUAUUAAACGUGGUUGUUAAUGCUUCUUAAAACUCCAUCUCCAUUACAUAUCUGCUACCAAUGAUGUUUAGAUAAACUUCAUUGAAAUGACUCUUCAGGAAUUGGUGCAUCAGGCUGCCUCCAUUUAUUCUAAUAAAAUAGCUGUAUGUUUUGAUGAAUGUAAUGACCAGCCUCCAGUUUAUUACACCUACAAGACUCUGGUUAAUGCUGCUUCAGAAUUAUCAGAUUUUCUGCUGUUACAUUGUGACUUUCAAGGAAUUCGGGAAAUUGGUCUCUACUGCUAUCCUGGGAUAAACUUACCCACUUGGAUUUUAGGAAUUCUGCAAGUCCCUGCUGCUUAUGCUCCUGUUGAUCCAGAUUCACCACCAGCAUUAUCAAUUCAUUUUAUGGAAAAAUGUAAUGUAAAGUAUAUUCUUGUUGAAAAACAGCAAAUUAAUAAAUUCAAAUCUUCCUAUGAAACAUUAUUGAACUAUGAUACUCUUACAGUAGAACAUAAAGACCUAGUACUUGUCAGACUUCACUGGAAAAAUGCUGAGGUGAGCUUGAUGCAAAAUGACAGAAAAGAGAAAUAUGAAAAAGAAGAAAUGGCAAAGAGCACGAGUUCUGAGAAUAGCAGUGAAGAAAAGUUGGAAGAACACAUGGAUGUGAGGCUAAAACAUUGUUUAGCCUAUGUUCUCCAUACGUCAGGCACCACGGGGCUACCCAAGAUUGUCAGAGUCCCUCACGCAUGUAUAAUACCGAACAUCCAGCAUUUUCGGGUACUUUUUGAGAUCACACAAGAAGAUGUUUUAUUUCUGGCUUCACCUCUGACCUUUGAUCCUUCAGUUGUGGAAAUAUUUGUUGCUCUAUCAAGUGGUGCCUCUCUGCUUAUUGUACCAACUUCCAUCAAGGUGCUCCCAUCGAAAUUAGCUGCAGUUCUCUUUUCCCACCACAGAGUGACUAUUUUGCAGGCAACACCGACAUUGCUUAGAAGAUUUGGAUCUCAGAUAAUCAAGUCAGCUGUUUUAUCAGCCAGUACUUCUCUUCGAGUAUUAGCCCUUGGUGGUGAAGCAUUUCCAUCACUGACUGUUCUCAAAGGCUGGAGAGAAGUAGGCAAUAGAACACAAAUAUUUAAUGUUUAUGGUAUCACAGAGGUAUCAAGUUGGGCGACUUUUUACAGGAUUCCAGAGGAGAUUCUUAACUCUACUUUGAAAUGUGAUUUGCCUGUACAACUGGGAUUUCCACUGCUUGGAACGAUAGUUGAAGUCAGAGAUACUAAUGGUUUCAGAAUUCAAGAAGGCAAUGGCCAAGUAUUUUUAGGUGGCAGAAACAGAGUAUGUUUUCUUGAUGGCGAAAUGACAGUACCACUUGGCACAAUGCGAGCCACGGGAGACUUUGUGACUGUGAAAGAUGGAGCGUUAUUUUUCUUGGGACGAAAGGACAGUCAGAUCAAACGUCAUGGCAAACGUCUUAACACUGAACUUGUGCAACAGGUUGCUGAAGGACUUCAGCAAGUGGAGUCAUGUGCAGUUAUAUGGUAUAAUCAGGAAAAAUUAAUUCUGUUUGUGGUGUCCAAAACUGAAUUAGUAAAGGAUUACAUCUUUAAAGAACUGGAGAAACAUCUUCCAAGUCAUGCAAUCCCAGAUGAGCUUGUGCUGAUUGAUUCCCUACCAUUCACAUCUCAUGGCAAAAUUGAUGUUUCUGAGUUAAACAAGAUUUAUUUAAACUACACAAAGUUGAAGUUUGAGCAUAAGCUCAAUGGAAAAGAGGAACUUUGGGAAAAAUUACAGCAUUUAUGGAAGUCUAUUCUGGGUCUCUCAGAAGAUUCUUUGAAGGUCCCUGAUGAGUCACUCUUCUUAAAUAGUGGUGGAGAUUCCUUGAAGUCCAUACGGCUCUUCAGUGAGAUUGAAAAACUUGUUGGCACAUCAGUACCUGGGCUCCUGGAACUUAUUCUUAGCAGUUCCGUUUUAGAGAUUUACAAUUACAUUCUUCAAACAGUGUUUCCAGAUGAGGAUCUGACAUUUAGCAAGAAUUAUGCUACAAAAAGAAAAUUCAGUGACAUUAAUCAAGAAGAAACCAGUGGAAAAUCUUUACAUCAGAAAUCAGACAUGCCUUUAAAUUUAGACAACGAGAUAAAUGCUUUUAUUGCACUGAGCAGAGGGAGUCAUAUUUUGUCUCUGAAUCCUUCUAAGUUUUUAACUAAGUUAGAACAUUGCCCUUCAACCUGUUCUUCUGAUUUAAUUUCACAGACUAAUACUCAAAAAGUGAAAAGCUUAGACCCUUCAGUUCUUAUUGGGAAGUCAAAAGAUUCGACCUGUGUUGAAAAAGUUUAUGAAGAUGGAACACCUGUGAUAGAGGCCGAAACAAUGGAAUUACGUGUGAGGUGGAGGUCAGACACAGGCAAAUGUGUAGAUGCUUCGCCUCUGGUCGUAAUACCAGCUGUGGAUAAGUCAUCUGCAACUGUGUACAUUGGCUCCCAUUCUCACAGAAUGAUGGCAGUUGACCUUUACUCUGGGAAGGUAAAAUGGGAACAGAUUUUGGGAGAUCGAAUUGAAUCCUCAGCAUGUGUCUCUAAGUGUGGAAACUUUAUUAUAGUGGGCUGUUAUAAUGGGUCAGUUUAUGUUCUGAAAAGUAAUAAUGGGGAGAAAUACUGGAUGUUUACUACUGAGGAUGCUGUCAAAAGCUCGGCAACCAUGGACCCAACCACAGGAGUCCUUUACCUUGGCUCUCAUGACCAGCAUGCGUAUGCUUUGGAUAUUUAUGAAAAGAAGUGUGUUUGGAAGUUAAAAUGCGGAGGAACUGUCUUUUCUUCACCGUGUUUGAACUUGAUUCCACAUCACUUGUAUUUUGCUACACUGGGAGGACUUUUACUGGCUGUAAACCCUGCCACUGGAAAUAGAGUUUGGAAACAUUCCUGUGGGAAACCACUCUUCUCUUCUCCACGGUGCUGCCUACAGUAUGUUUGCAUUGGCUGUGUAGAUGGGAAUUUACUCUGCUUUACUCACUUUGGAGAACAGGUUUGGCAGUUCUCUACCAGUGAGCCAAUCUUCUCAUCCCCGUGUCCCUCCACAUCAGAGCAAGAAAUAUUUUUUGGUUCCCAUGAUUGCUUCAUCUACUGUUGUAGUAUGAAAGGUCACCUCCAGUGGAAAUUUGAAACUACCUCAAAGGUGUAUUCAACACCAUUUGCUUUCCAUCACCACAAGCAUAGCAGUGAAAUGUUGCUGGCAGCAGCCUCUACUGAUGGGAAAGUGUGGAUCUUGGAAUCUAAGAGUGGACAACUGCAAAGUGUGUAUGAACUUCCUGGAGAAGUAUUCUCUUCUCCUGUGGUGUGGGAAUCAAUGCUUAUUGUUGGAUGUAGAAAUAAUUAUGUUUAUUGUCUGGAUUUAUUAGGUAGCAAUAAAAAAUAAUCAAGUACAGCUUUUAUUAGAAUAUAUCUGAGAUGUUUGGAAAUAUUUACCAUUAUAAAGCAUGUGGAUAGUUUUAUAAUAAAGAUAAUAUUUUAAGAAA
Messenger RNA from Molossus molossus (Pallas's mastiff bat), 3933 nucleotides. RefSeq names its product aminoadipate-semialdehyde dehydrogenase (gene AASDH). The transcript is spliced from 15 exons. Gene Ontology annotation, biological process: amino acid activation for nonribosomal peptide biosynthetic process. Gene Ontology annotation, molecular function: protein binding. Lineage: Eukaryota; Metazoa; Chordata; Mammalia; Chiroptera; Molossidae. Bases 534 to 3833 code for a protein of 1099 amino acids. The record is from RefSeq and is a predicted model, not a curated record.